AUGGCGACUCUGCAUGUUCUGUUUGCUUGCAUCUUAGCACUGCUGAUUUGUUCCGCCGCCGCCGCAGAGAGCUAUAAUAAGAAGAAUCAAGUGCCAGCAGUGUUCGUGUUCGGAGACUCGUUGGUUGAUACAGGGAACAACAACUACGUCCACACCAUCGCCAAGGGAAACUUCCCACCUUACGGCCGAGACUUCGCCGGCGGAAGAGCCACCGGCAGGUUCAGCAAUGCCAAAGGAGUCGCCGACUACAUUGCUCAAGUCUUGGGAGUGAAACAACUUUUGCCACCAUAUUUGGAUCCAAGCUUGGACCUCCAAGAACUGCUUACUGGCGUGUGUUUUGCUUCUGCUGGUUCCGGUUACGACCCUCGAACACCCCAAAAAAUGUUUCUUUCAUUUUUUUUUUCUGGCUUUCUUGACGUGAAGAACGCAAUACCGAUGAUGACUCAACUAAACAUGUUCAAAGAGUACAUAAAGAGGAUCAAUGCAAGCGUUGGCCCAGAAAGAACACAAGAAAUCAUUUCCCAGAGCGCAUACAUCAUCUUCAUGGGCAGCAAUGACCUCACCAACACGUACCCAACCGUCGACUACCGGUACACCGAAGAAUCCUACACCGAUCUUAUGAUCAGCCUAGCUCUAGACUUCCACAAGAAACUAUAUGAAGCUGGAGCAAGAAGAAUUGGGUUGGUGGAGUUACCUCCGACGGGGUGUGCACCAGCGAUACGAUCCUCGCAGGGUGGACCGAGGAGGGAGUGUUCGGAGAGCCUCAACAGGCGCAUCAGGCUGUUCAACUCCAAGCUGUCUCUGAUGGUUGAUCAGAUGAAUCAAGAGCUUCCAGGAACCAAAGCUGUGAAGUUCGAGCUCUACAAUCAUUUCGUUUCCCUCGCCGAGAAUCCAGCUCCAUACGGGAUUGAAGAGGUUAAAAGAGGGUGCUGUGGCACCGGGAACAUAGAGAGUGGGGUGCUCUGUGUAGUCCCAGGGACCUGCGCUGCUGCUGACAAGUACUUGUUCUUUGACAGCUUCCAUCCGACUGAACUUGCUGCACGAAUUCUCACAUAUCAAACUCUUUCUCCUCCCGAUUUAAGCAAGCUCUUCUGA
Messenger RNA from Linum tenue, 1095 nucleotides. NCBI's taxonomy places the organism in Eukaryota, Viridiplantae, Streptophyta, Magnoliopsida, Malpighiales, Linaceae. The record is from the annotation of a GenBank genome assembly.